This is a messenger RNA of Microthlaspi erraticum, 1131 nucleotides long. Lineage: Eukaryota; Viridiplantae; Streptophyta; Magnoliopsida; Brassicales; Brassicaceae. The record is from the annotation of a GenBank genome assembly.
AUGAGUGACUGGUUUGUGGAUGAUGAGGGGUCGUGGUUUAGUACUGGGCAAGAGUGGACAGUGGAGUCUGGAUCGUCGAGUUCAGAACCGUCGAGCAAUUCGGAGCACUGGAUCGUAGUGACGGACUUGGAACAGCAGACACUAACAGAUCAUGAUAGCAGCAGUGAUUGGGACGAGGACGUAUAUCUUAUGCCGAGAGACAACGUGCAGCCCAGCACAACGGUGAAUGAGUAUGGCGAACACAUGACUUGGCCAGUACAUUACCCUGAGGAGGAGAGAGUAGUGCCAUCUACCCAAAUCAUAGAGAUCAGUUCAGGCGAGACUACACCAAACUCUUGGGAUAGAGAUAGUCCACCAAGUGUUCUACCGCAUAUACCAAUGCCGCAUGUAUUUGCACCGGGAGGUGGAGUAUACCCGUACAUGCCAACGGAGGAGAAUCCAACGGACUACGUGUACCCGUUCAUUACCACUGGCGUAGAAAGCAAUGAUCCAGCCGUUGCAGUUCAAGUCAAUAGUGAAGUCUUCACAAACCAACCUGAAGAACCGGAUACGCCGGAACCAACAUGGGAGGAUUAUCUUGGACACCAGAACGUAUCACCCACGUACUGGACAAGGAAACUCAACGAGAUCGCUGGAUACACAUCAUCAAUGGAGCAUGGAGAAGGAAGCAUACCUCAAGAUCAAGGAGAAGCUAAUGCAAUGUGGUGUACAAUGUAUGGAGAACAAGAUGCACCAAACUCGGUGGCAGGCAAUGAAUAUCAAAUACCGGAUCUUAACCAAACCACGGAGGAAGAAUUGGAGAAUCUCAGAACAGAGGGUAAUGGCCAAGAGCAAACUGUGUCACGCCAAAGGGGAAGGCCUCCCAGAAGACUCGCGAGGAUGAGAGUCCCAGCACCGUCUCAAGUCACGCUACCAUGCGAUCAAUGUGGAAGGACGGGACAUCAUAGCCGAGCAUGUCCCAAUGUGCGAGCUAGAUCAAGGAUGAAUGAAAGGCAGAACAUUUGCCUUACUUGUGGAGAGAAAGGACACUUCUCAGCAGACUGUCCAAGGAACUGCCCCAGUACUAGUCAACCCACCCGCUCAACCACAAGGAGAGAGAGGCGACCAGGGAGUGGAAGCCGUAGAAUGUAA